GAGGCGCAGCCGCUGACGACCCCCUACCCCUACACCUCCUCACUCCGCCGCCGCUGACCCUACGCCGACACCCACCCCCGCCGCUCUGUUGCCGAGCGUGCUCGAUCCGAGCUCCAGUUCCGGUGCAGCUUGGCCGAGUUUCCCAGCCACUAGCUCAAACCCAACCCAGGCCUGCUCGAUUUCGCUUCCUUGACAUCGCCCGCGCACCCACCGCGAGCAGUCGCUGAUGACCACCGCGCCGGUCGUCUCCCCCUCGCUCUCCCGACUACACUCCGCGCUGGCCUCUCCGUUCCCCAAAGCCCCCGUUGGGUCCGGGGCUGGGGUCGCCUUCCCCGCCCGGCCGUACGGGCCAUCGCUUCGCCUGAGGUCGGCCGUCAUGGCUGCCAGCGGCGUCGGCGGGAACGGCUCUCCGAUGGCGCCUGAGGAAUCCGCAGUGUCGUCUAGGUUGGGGGAGGUCAAGAGGGUAACCAAGGAGACAAAUGUGCAUGUCAAGAUCAACCUGGACGGCACUGGUGUUGCAAACUCCAGCACAGGGAUACCCUUCUUGGAUCACAUGCUUGAUCAACUGGCAUCUCAUGGACUGUUUGAUGUAUACGUGAAGGCGACGGGUGACACACACAUUGAUGAUCAUCACUCAAAUGAGGAUAUUGCUUUAGCAAUUGGAACGGCAUUACUUCAAGCACUUGGUGACCGAAAAGGAAUUAACCGGUUCGGGCAUUUUACAGCACCACUUGAUGAGGCAGCAGUUGAGGUUAUACUGGAUCUAUCUGGUCGACCUCAUUUGAGUUGCGGCUUAAGCAUUCCUACCGAGAGAGUUGGCACAUAUGAUACACAGCUAGUUGAGCACUUUUUCCAGUCCCUUGUGAAUACAUCUGGCAUGACGCUUCACAUCCGUCAGCUUGCGGGGAACAACUCACACCAUAUUAUCGAGGCAACUUUCAAAGCAUUUGCCAGGGCGCUUCGGCAAGCAACGGAAUAUGACUUACGCCGGCGUGGCACUAUCCCCAGCUCAAAAGGUGUUCUGUCAAGGUCUUAGUGUUGCAAUGCAAGAUCAAAAACUGGAUGCACGCUAUUCGCCCUCGAAGAAACAGAUGGGUGGUCGCCUGCUAUGUCUCUGUCGCUACUUGGACUUGCAGUCCGCGGGGUUUGGAACAAGAACAGCAUGGAAAUUGCUUGCUAUCCUGUUGUCAUGGUUUGUUUAUCUUGCUACCAUUGGCAUACUGUAUCUGCUCGCAACUGCAGUUUUGCCGGACAGCGCGUACGUCUGAAGAUGAAAAAGCUGCAAACGGCUUGACAUUCUGAAAGUUAUUACCUCUGAUAUAUGGAUUCAUCAUUGGUUUGUGCGGUGUUGCGCCUGUAAUAAUGGUUUGGCCAUUCAAAAGAGUAAAAUGAAAUAGAAUAAUACUCUGUGUGCCGUUUGCACCUCCA
Molecule: messenger RNA, 1428 nt
Organism: Triticum dicoccoides
Lineage: Eukaryota; Viridiplantae; Streptophyta; Magnoliopsida; Poales; Poaceae
Product: imidazoleglycerol-phosphate dehydratase 3, chloroplastic
Exons: 8
Coding region: 227-1036 (269 amino acids)
Biological process (GO): L-histidine biosynthetic process
Molecular function (GO): imidazoleglycerol-phosphate dehydratase activity
Source: RefSeq, a predicted model, not a curated record